This is a messenger RNA of Cinara cedri, 26716 nucleotides long. The record is from the annotation of a GenBank genome assembly. Lineage: Eukaryota; Metazoa; Arthropoda; Insecta; Hemiptera; Aphididae.
CCGGACAUUACGUCCGCCGGUUAUUGUGUGCGUCCUCUCACGUCUUUCUGCCGCCCUGCGUACCGGACACAAUAUUUAUUUAUAUAAUACCUGAUAUAACAUUCGCUCGUACGGUGUGUACCUGCAUGCACGCGCGUUGUGACGGUCCCAGAAACGCUUUCGUUUGCGACUAUUAAUAAAGCGGUAGUGAGCGCGUCGCGUGUGAACACGGACAACAGUUGCGUUUUGUCGCGACGGUAAUAUUUCACUCGGUCAUCCGCUCAACGACGCCGAUACAUAUACGGGACCGAGGUACGGCGACUCUAAAUGAAUAACCGUCGGUUGCUGCAACAGCGGCGCAAGAGCAGUGUGAUCGUAUCGCGGUAUUCCACAAACACGUCAAUCCCCCCCAAAGGGUAGUGAGUUAUAUAAUUGUAUUGCACGUCAAAAGUAACAACGAUCUCGUCAUUAUCACGUAUAGGUGGUAAUAAUCGGCCGAGAAAGCCACCGAGUUAUUACAGUAGUAUAUAAUAUAUAUAUAUACAUACAUACAAAUACAUAAAUAUAUACAUAUAUAUAUAUAUAUAUUUAUGCUCACGACGCAACACUCUGUGCUCAAUAUACUUUUCAAUAAAUCAUAAGCAUCUCAAAUAAUUUAAAUCAAUUUCCAUACACGAAACCGCCACACCUUUUAUAAACGGACAAUAUAUAUAUAUAUAUAUAUAUAUAUAUAUAACUGCACUCGAAUCGCUUAAUAAACGUUUCGAUGGACAGCCAACAAAACACUUUUUUGCCACCACCCAUCGACGGCGGUGAGGCGUCGGCGCCACUCGCGCAACCCGACGACGACUUUGUAACCGCCAAUUCGGCGGCCGGUACCCCCAAUACGCCGGCUGACGACGCCGGCACUGGAUCUACCGUGUCCCCCGUGUCCCCGGUUCACCUCAAUCGCCAGAAGAUCAAUGCUAUGAUGAUCGACGACGACCAAGUGGAAGCCGACAACGACAACGGUGCUACGGACGACAGUGCAGGACUGUUGCCUCCGCCCGACGAAACGGACACGGAUGACAAGUCGACCAAAGACACGUCCACCACUGUGACCAAGAACGACAACGACGCUCAGUGGUCUGAAAAGUAAAUAUACCUUACGAUUAGCCCGGCGGUUUAUACGAUGAAAAGUCAUCCGAACGACUUUGUUAAAUUUGUCACGUAUGCCAUCUAAAUGAAUCUAUUAUUCGUUGUUAUUGAUUAUUUACUUAAAAAGAAAAAAAAUAUCCGUCACAAUAUCUGAUGAAUAUAAAUGCGUAUAUUAUACAGAAAAUAAAAGUUAUACAAUUCACUGCAUGAUAAGUUUAAUUAUUUUGGUUUUUCAAGAAAUGCAAUGAGUCUUAAGUAGGAUAACAUUUUUCAAAACAUUUUCCAUUUUUAAUAUUCUGUAUACAUGAAGCACUACAGACAUACAGUUCUCUUAACCGGGGGGAAAGGGGGGGGGUUUAAAAUUAGUUUUACUAGUUUAUUGGUCCUAAAGUGAAAGUAUUAUUGUAGCUAUUCCGAAAUAGACUGUAUGUACAUCAUUAUGCGCUAAAAAAGUUAGAAGAAAAACAGCUACAUUUAUAAAAUAAACUGCUUCUGAGUUAACGUACAGAUUUCUAAAUUAUAUAAAUCUGAAAAAAGAAGUGCUGCUGUAAUGCUGUAUGUUGUAUAUACCUUUGAAUGGAUUGAAUUCCUAAACGUACUAAACAAUAUGUAUCAGUAUAUCAAAGAUAUAACCGACAAAUUUGUAGUAUUCUUAACAAAACAACAAUAUAUCAAUGUUUUAGGAUCGAUUCUAAAAAUCGAAAUUGUAUACUUGGCGUAUGUUAACAUAGUAUAGGUGCAUACCUAAUAGUUAUCUAGGAUACCUAUUAAUUCAAGUGUACCAGAAUAGAACUCGAAUCCGAUUGGGUAUCAUUUUUUUUCCACCGUAUCCCAAAAAAAAUCAAAAAGCUUUAUAUGAGAAUAAAUACUAAACGUAAUUGGUAUGUAUAAGCUACCCUUAAUUUUUAGGCCACUAGGUGAUGACGAUGAUGACGAUGAUCAGGUCCCAGUUUUAGCCAUGUCAGGCAUUCUACCUGCAACGGCUACCGGCGGCGGCGGCGGCGGCGGCGGCGGUGGUGCAGGAACGGGCGACUCUAAGAAAAACGUUACCGGCAGCAACGAUCCGACGAGUGGCGGAGCCGGGGGAACUGUAACUGGAAACGGAGAAAAUAAAUCAAAUGAAAAGUGAGUAUAUUCUUAAUCCUUCGUAACGGCACCUAUACAAUAUAAUAUAAAAUGUUGCCGAAAGACGAGUAUUUGUACACGCGUGGAGGAGGGGGAGGGGUAAAAACCAGUUGUUAACAGUUUUCCUAUUUUGAUUAUCUAUUUACUUGGUACGUUCAAUACUGGUAUACUGCUGUAAUAUGUUUCACAUACAAAGAUUAUCAAGAGGGCUACUAUAGUACAUUCUAUAUAUAUAUAUAUAAUAGUUGUGUUUGAUAUUUUACCCCUUACAUAUACUACAGCGGUGAAAGACGAGAAACGUAAGCAGGAGACCACGAGAAAACCAAUAUUAAGUUUUUCCUCGAUUUAAUCUUGCAGGUAGUUCAUUAAUAAAAAUAGAGUGAGUCGUAUAUAAAUCAUUUUACACAGUUUAAAACUGAUAUUUACUUCAAUGCAAGUUAGUAUUAUAAUUAAAAUAUAUAAAGCGUAGAUCCAGGGGGUUUAGCCCUACCCCCUUUGUACGUGCCACAUAUCAUAAAUCACAAAAUAUUAAUAUUGUUAUCAAACUUUAUCUAGAUGAAGAAAUGAAAUGUUAUCAUUAUUUAUAUCAAAUGUUUAUAAGUAAGAAUUUUUAAAAAAGAAAUAUGUUAGGGACUAUAAGUUCGAUUACAUUUUUUAUCUUCGUCAGCUAAACGAAAUAAUAUAUUAUUAGCUGCUAUUGAAAAUAACUGACUCAGUUUCAUUACUGAAAAAAAAAACAAAAUAAAAAGCCCUGUGUACAACUUGUUGGGUUGAGCGUAACGAUUCAAUUAUAACUUUCCGUGAAUUCUUUAACUUUAUUGUAGAUGCCCUUGAUACACUAGAAGAAAACCUUGAUUGUGAAAUAUCAACUAAAGUAAUAAGUUUAAAUUCUACUAUAAAAUGAAAUGAUUUUCUUAUAAGGUUGGCAAAAGUUUCAAAUUUCUUUUCAUACACUAAAGAUUUGAGUAUUACACUACAAAGUCCUUAAUUAGACUUAUCUAGUGCAUUUUUACUUGUUGAAGAAGUCAUUAGAUUAUUCGAAGAGAAAAUACAGAACUCUGAUGAAAAAUAUUCUAACUAUUUUUCAAAAAUGCAUUUAAAUUAGCAAUAAUUAAUAUUCACAAAGAAAUAACGACAUCAACGAAGCAGUUAAUAGAUUUUCAAAACAAAAACAAUAGCAAAUGAAGGUUGAAGAUCGUUCAAAUAACUAAUUUAUAGUCAUUGUUUAAAAAAAAGACCUAAUCAUGUUUAUGUAUCUAAAAAAAUUAGCCCUCCUCCCUCUUUAGAUAUCUAGAUCCGCAACUGAGUGUAUGCAUAUUAAAUAAUUUGCCUAGGUAUAUUAAAUAUAAAUAUCUAUAAUCUAUAAUACCCCAUACUUUACUCCUUACUGCAUAUAUUAAAAGUUAAUAUAGAGACCUACUAGUUUUAUUCGUUAGCUACUGUGAAAUGUUAUACUUACCAAUUAAAAAGUUGAUUUUUUCUUUUAAACUUGCCUAAUUAAAGUUAUUGAAUUGAUUAAUUUAUACUAUACAAAAUAAGAUUUAAAUGAUAUUAAUUUUCACUUUUCCAACGUUUUCGAAAUAAUUGCUUAUACACCCCCCAGGGGCGUAUACAAAGGGAGGGGGGCUAUAGAGAAAUCGCUCCCUCCGGACAUUAUUGAGUUUGUUUCAUGUAUAGGUACUUACUUAUUUGAUUAUUAUAAAUCAAAAAUUUAAAAAAAGUUAAUUUUUUUUGUGCGGAAAUGGUUUUUAAAAAUUUGGUAAAAGAUUAGAGAUGUUGUAGCUAUCAUUAACAUAUAUACCUACUAUUGGUUAUAAUAAUUAUAUUGUGAUUGUCUGUAUGCGAUUGUUGUCUGUACUCUGCAACCAUAGUCCGUGUUAUUAACUUAUUCUGUUUUCAAAGAAUGAUACCCGUAUAGAGAGCCGUGAUAACUAUAUCAUAACAAAAAUUGAUAGGGUUUAAUGGAAAGACGGUCAUGAUAGUAUUCGUAUGGCACUGCAGGUCUGCAGUAGUUUUCGGCGUUUGUGCUAAUAGUUUUCAUUAAUACUCAAUGCUGAAAUUCGUAAUACACUUAUACACAAAAUAAUGCCUAAUAAUGGUAUUAGGGAAAAAGUCCCUAACCAAAAUUCACAUAAGGUAAAAAAAGCCGCGACGAAGCAAAAGAAUAUUUAUUUAAUAUUUAUCUACUACAAAAACUACAAUCAGAUAUUUUUACAAUAACCGAUAUGGAUAAAUUGACUAAAAAUAAAAUACUAAAAUUAUUAUUUAAAGCCCCGAGUCCAAAUAUACAAACAUAUAUUUGGUAUCUAUUAUACCUACGGUAUAUUAUUUUAUACUAAUCUAUAUAGAAAUUUUCAAGCAAUAAAUUAGAAAACUAAGAUAAAUAUGUAUAGAUAAAUAGAUUUCCAAUAAAAGUAGGUAAUAAGCAAUAGUAUACGUAAAACAUAUUUUUGAUUAACUACCUAAUUAUUUUUGUAAUUUGUAAUUUUUUUAAAUUUUUCAAAUUCAAAUCUUCUUUUUAAUACUUAUAAAAAAUUUUUCUGAAGAUGCCAAUAACUGUAUUUUUCCUACGUCGGGGCUUUUUUUCCUUAUGUGAUUUUUGGUCAAGGGCUUUAUUAUCCCCAAUUCCUAAUAAUAGUUAUCAAAGUGGGUUUAGAAGUUAAUUAUUCAAGAUUUAAGCAAACAAAACGAUCGAACAAUUUUGAACUGGCGAUCUAUUUAUAAUCUGUAAUACUGCCGUUUAUAGACAUACUUUUAUAAUACUAAUAAUCUAUAAGUAUGGUUAAAGCUCAAAUUUCGCCCCCCUCCUCUGGAAGAUGAGCUGAAUGUGUAUUCAGCUUAUCUUCCAGCCUAACCUUCCCUGCGCACCCUUUAUAAAUAUUGGGGAGUGACAUCCUUCACUGUGAUGGUUUUAUGUAGAGAAAGAUGGGUAGAUCGCCACCCUCCCACUUGGCCACUUUGAAUAAGUUUACAUGCAUAUUUAUCAAAGAGAAACAAGUGGGAUGUAUAUAGAUAAAUAAUAAAUAUUGUAAUAUGCUAAAUAAUGUCAAGAACUGUCCAUGUGCAUUAUUUUGCUACCUCCUAAUUCCCAAUCGUCUAAAAAAGACAAUAAAUACGCAAAUUUUGUUUAGUUAUUACUUAUCAGUUAAUAUUAUACUAUAAGCAUUAGAAAUUUCAGAAGUCUAAUGGACACUUAGUCAAGAGCGAAUCAGGGGAAAAUAAUAGGGGGGGAGGAGAUUUUUAAAUUGUGUAUAAGGCAUACAUAUAUGACGAAUUAAGUUAAGAGUAUAUUGGUAGUAAAUAGAGGGCAGAACGAUCGCUUCCCUCAUCCCCUCCCCCUUAGAUCGGUUACUGUAUACCCAAUAUAAAAGAGUGAAUGUUAAAUUAUUGAAUUAAUAGGUUUUGUAAACAAAUAUUUUAUUUAAUAUAGGAAAUACUCUCAUUGGCGGGAGGAGGUGUAACUGGUAAAGUCCAAACGUUUAGGGGAAGGUUUGGUCUAUUUGCUCAUGGAGUUUUUUUAAGUGAAUGAGAGUGGACAAGUAAUGAAUAUUUACUAAAAAAUGCUCUGAGAUACCAAAUAUUAAAUAAUCAUGUAUGAUUAAAAGUCAUCAAGCGUAUAAGUGUAAAAGGUCGUAUUAAUUCGCUAACAUUUAUUAUUAUAAUUUUUCAUUUUUUUUUUUUUCAAUUAACUUGAUGUCUCGAUUAAACGGGGUUGAUUAUAACCAUAUCAAACGAAUGGAACGAUUUUGAUUUUGACGUAUUGUAGGUGGGAGAGCCGUCGGUGACAUGAAGUUGUUGUUACACUUAUUAGUAAAUAGGCGUGUAGCGGUACCGAUGAUCAUAGAUGGCAUAGCGGAGGCAAUUGUUAAACCUACAGUCUGUUACUAGAGCUGUUUAUGUAUCGUCGUUCUCGGACUAGGUUUUUUAACUUCACUCUAACAUCCGUGUUUAUUAUAUUGUUAGUAUAACAGUGUUCGCGAUUUAUGUUGUCUACUGAUACAGCUGUAAAGCAUCGGAAUAAAAAAUUGUCAAUAAUUUAGCUCGAAUAAUAUAGAAAUUGAAUACAAUUUUUUAAUAUUUAUAGAACCGAUUAAAAUGUGCAAAAAUUCCACUGUAGGUUUGGAUAAUUCUCUCCUGCCCCAACGGUCCGAGCACGCUGUAUAAUAAUUUUCAUAUUAUAAUAUUCACUCUAAUUUUAAACUACAAAAUAAAAGUAAAUUUUAUAAUAAUCUUAAUUAAUAAUUAAUAAUUAUAAAUAAUUAUUUUAUAAUUUUAAUUAGUUUUGAUUUUCUCUAUUAUACGCACCUAACCCGCAUCGACAACUGUAAAAUUAUAUAUAAUUCGUGUACAUCGAUAAAAAUAAAAACAAAACAAAACCAAACAAUAUGGCCAAAUCGAAAGCAGCAAGCGGAAGUAAUUUCAAGUAAGGUUCUUUCCAUGUUAUUAAAAUAAACAAUAAUAUUUUGUAAUAUUAUUAUUAUUAUGCAUUCGAUAUAUUCUUCUUCUUGGGAGUUACCGUUAGGAAGGUCCUAUAGGUCCUUAUCGUCCUAAGGUACGACUGUUCCUCCAAUAUUCUUCCGGUCAGUUUGCUCUCCUUAUACUUUCGGUCUUACCUUGAGAUUUAUUUACGGUUUUUUAGUAUUAUAAUAUUAUAUUUACGCAAGUAUACGGUUAGGUAGUCCUGCCGUGCAAUGAUAAUUUAUGCAUAUUCGCGUAUUUAAGAGUGCAGUACGCCUAUGUUCUUAAAAAAUUAAAAAAUAUAAAACCAUAAGCAAUUCAAUACACGCGUGCGCAUCUAUUGUAUUGCAUAUACUUGUAUUUUCUGUACAGGCCGUUGCACAUUUUUCAUCCUAUGCGGCGGUGACGACGACGUGUGUAUAAUUUUAUACGCGUGAGAACUACGUCGUCGACAGUGGUACCUAUACUAUAAUAAGUACCCAAAUAUUGUGUUUAUUUUAUUAAUAAAAUAUAAUAAUAUAACCGUCCUAUAUUAUAUGUGUAUAUAAUAUAAUAAUGUUUGUACGUUGUACCUCUAAUCGAAUAUAAUAAAAAUGUCUAUGUGUGUGUGUGUGUGUGUGUGUGUGUGUGUGUGUGUGUGUGUGUGUGUGUGUGUGUGUGACGGGCUCUAAAUGGGGAAGACGAGGGACCAUUUUUUUUUUUAUAAUACGAUGACAAACGUUCAUGUGUGUAUAUAGUAGGUACGUGUGUGAACAUUAAUUGAUGUCAAUUUAUUAUUAUUGUCGAGUGUGUGUGUGUGUGUGUGUGUGUGUGUGUGUGCGUGUGUACGAAUGAUGUUUAGGUCGUGUAUACCUCGACUUCUCUCAUCGUGUAUACGAGUACACACACAUCACAUCACAUCACAUCAUAUUAUUAUUAUUAUUAUACUUCCGCAACUAAAUCCUUAUAGUAUUAUGUAUGUGCCACCAUCGCCACCGUUAUAUACGAUAAUAUUAUACAACGAGGCCGUAUUAAUUUGCAUCGGUCGCCAUCACUUGCCACAGUUCACUAGAUUAUUAUUAUUACCCACUAUACAAUGAUAAUAUAUAUCGUCGUACAUAAAUAUUGAGCUUUUCGUUUUUAAUUAGUUACGGUCAAAAUCAAAGUCUGUAAUACACACCGUACGUACGUCGCAUUUGGGUACUGUAAGGUUGUGCAUUUAAUGCAUUUAUGAUUUUUUCCGCUGAAACGCGUACAAGAAAGUUAGGUCAAAAUUGGUUUUGUGUUAUUUAUAAAUCAAAUACGAAUUCGCAUUGUUUAUUUUUUCAUAUUUAACGGGUUUGGACAUAAAAUAAAUGCACGUUUUCACGUAUUCUUCAUGUUAAUGUUUUUUUUCUCUUUAUUUUCCUAAUAAAAUGUCAUUAAAUAUUUAAUUUAAACUAUGACUUUUAUAGUUUCGAUGUAAAUGUCACUAUAUGUGCUUGGGUGUGAUGAAGAGUGAAGACAAAUUAUUUUCAGUUUAUUUAAAGAGACUGCGUACGACUUGAUUUUUACCCAAAAACAUAUUUCACAACUUUCCUGCUUCGUAGAACAUGGUCCGAUUAUGAUAAUUUUUUUCUCCAACAUAAUUAGAAUUUAAAUAUGAUUACCUAAUUUGUAUUAUUAUUAAACUUGUUUUUGUUAUUGGUUAUACAAUGCACAAUUCAAGUCCGAUGAGGUACAUACAAAUUUGCCCUCUUACCAACAAAAAAAUAUGGAUCAAAAUCGAGGCAGGAGAUUUAAUCCUGUAAAUCAUGUUUUGACGAAAAACCAUGUCGUGCGCAAGCCCCUUCAAUACAAACUAUAAUUUUUUAACUGUAAAUGUUUACAGUUUGUAAGUUUCAAUUGUUAAAAAAUUAUAGAAAAAAAAAAAAACAACGAGCACCCUUAACUGGUUGUAAUUCAAUUUUAUUGAACAUUGCACAAGUCGAGUUACGCCUUAAUACGCAUUCGUGCUAAUGAUACCUAAUAAUAUAAUACAAUAAUAUUCAAUAAAUAACUAGAGAAGAUUAAUAAUUUAGUGUGUUUUUUGCCUGUUUUUACAUAUGCUAAACAUUUGAAGAAUAUAUUUUACUAAAUGUUCGUUCGUUAUUAAUGCAUAAUUGCAUGCAUAUUUAUUAUAGUUUUUUUAGUGCAUUAAAUUCACAACCCUGAUUAUUAUUGUCAUCACGUCAAUUUACCGACUGUUCUGCAGCUCGAGACAUAAGUAUACACAAACGCGUACAGUAAUAUAUUAUUUUACAAUAAAUUAUAACACGUAAAUGAUACACAAGGUAAUAAUAUAAUAUGAUACCUGCACAUAAUAUUAUUGUGUACUGAAUUUAUUUCUCAAUAAAUACGUAUCUACGCAUUACGUUGUCUGUCACACGUCUAAUAUUUAAUCGGUUACGAAUAUAAUAACUAAUAUAUAGGCAAUUUUAACCGAAUUUUCAAAAAAAUAAAAAUAAUUUAUCAACUCGAAAAUAUUCGUAUUAAAAUAUGAAUUCAAAAUCGGUUCGGUCAUAUCAUUAAAGUUAUCACAAGUUCAAAAACGUGUCCCUGAAAAACAGAAAAAAAGUGAUUUUAGAGCUUUUACUUAUUAUGCAAUUAUCAAAGACAACAAUAUUAUGUAUGAUAUAUUAUAUUAUUAUAUUGAUUUUCAAUUUAUUCGGACGAAGUGGUAGUAGAUUGAAAAAUUGAUUUUUUUUUUUUUUUUUUUUUAUACAAUUAAAAUAAAACUGUGACUUUUUUUUAUAAAUUAAUAUUUAACUAAACGGAUAUAGCAAGACCGAUGGAUACAAUUUUAUUUUUACUUUUGUUGAAUUUUCACCGUACGUUAAAUGUAUAUAUUAACAUAUAUUAUUACAUUAGGUAGAUACACUAAAAUACAUACUAAUUUGGAGACAAAAUUUCACGUUGAGAACCGCAUUAGGACCAUUUGGUACAUAUCUACGUAACAUAUUUCGUUCCAAACAGUUCCGUUUUUUGGAAAUCACAAUGUAAAUGCAUUACGUACAUAACACAUUCUACUAGGAUACCCGUCCUACUCAUAGGAGCGUUCAAUAAUGAUUUUCUAUAUUUUACUUAAAUUAGUAACUAGAGAUAGGCGAUUCGAUAACUCGAGACCUUUGAUACUUAAGAUAGUACUGAAUACUUAUCUAAUUUGAUAAUUGAAAUCGAGAUAAUUUUUGAUAUAGCUUUCUAUAUUGCAUUAUGCUAAAUGAUAACGUGCAGAUAAUCUUUAAACCACGCAUUUUAAAUAGUGUUACAUUCAAAUACUAAAUGAAACUUCUUUUUUUUUUUUUUUUAUUAUUAUUCAAUUUUGUAAAUAAAAAAUAUAUAUAAUGAAUUAGGUUUGGGAACUAUUUUGUCAUAAAUUCGUUAAACGAGAACUGUGUAGUCUGUGAAUUCUUCAAUAAAGAUAUUUUAAUAGAUUUAUUCACACUACUUCUAAUAUGACAAAACAUUUACUCAAAAAUAAUAAAAAGUGUUUGUACAAGUUGCUGAAACAUCUUCCAAAUCAAUCGAUGGAGACAACAAUGACAAUUUUAUUUGAAUUUUUAAACAAAGUUAUUGUGAAUCGAGAAUUAGUACAAAAUUACUGCAUUGAGUAGGUAUUGAGUAUCAAAUUCAAAAUGUUUGUAACCGAAAAUCUCUAUAGUAACUACGCAAGUGUUUCUAGUAGUGAAUUGUUAGUUUUAUAAUAAUUAUUAUUAUGUAAACGGUUUUUUCGUUUUUCAAACAGAUAUCCGUUUGUAUAUGGUCUUAUUUAUUUAUCCAGUUUGGUAUAUAGGUGUAAAAAAAUGUACGAUAUUUGUAUUGUUGAUGAAUUAUCCCCACAAGCCGUAGCUAUAGUCAACUUUUGACGAGUAGAACUAGUAACUUGUAGUACGUCAUAAGUAUAAUAUCGUUAAAUAGUUAUCGGUAAAAAAAAACAAAUUAAAAUGGUCAAGAAAAAAUAGAACAGAAAAAAGGACGGACAUACUUCGCACGUGAAGUGUAACCACUGUUGUAGGUGGGAAGUUGGGAAGGUAGAAUACAGACGGGAAUUCAAUGUAUAUCUGUAAGCAACGAUAAACCAUUGCUAACGAAAAUACGGCUCUGAGCAGAAUUCAGUUGAUAAUGUUGCUUUAUCAACAAUACAAUAUAUAGUAUUAUGUCAUAUUAUGGUAAACUAAUUAAAACGAUGUACGUUUCCAUGAUAACAAUGAUUGUUUCAAAAAGAUUAAACUAAUAAAAACUUAAUAAUAAAAAAUAAAUAAAAAUGGUUGCUCAUUACAACCUUAUUUUUAAACUUUCAAUUUUUUUUUAACUUAAAGACCGAGGUUUUUUUCAUUAUCUUGAAUAUUUAUGAGAAUUUCAAAAAAUGACCCGUUUAAAGUACCAUCAUAAAAUAUUAUUAAAUAUACUGUAUAUAUUUAUAAAACUAUACCUAUGUAAGUGUAAUGUAAAUAUAGUAAAAAUGUAAAUGUAAGUCUUUGGUUCAAAGUACAUUUAUCCUAUCAUCAACUAUUUUUCUGGAUGUAUAGAUUUUUAGUAUAACAGACAAUGAUGUAGCUUGAUAGGAAAGGGCCCCGGGACAGUUAAAAAACUAGGCUCUCUAACUAAUAUUUUUUUUAUGAAAAUUCGAAAUAUAUCAAAUAUACGUAACAUAGUUUUUUCAAGUAUGAUUCACACUUUUUGAAUACUUACUAUGGAUCCACAAAUAACAUGACAUCAUACAAUGAAUCAUCAUAAGUUUAAAUUAAUUAGACAACAAUAAAAGAUUAAACAAAUGUAAAAUAAUAAAAUAAAUUUGUAACUUUCACAAAAAAAAAAAAGAAGACAAUUAUGUUGUUUAUACAUUUCAAUUUGUUCUAUAUUUGUGAUAAAUUGUUCUAUCAAAAUUAUAACAACUAUUACUCAUAUAGUGGAUAAGUGACUUCAAAGUUUAUAUGGUUAGUAUAGAGAAUCUAGCAAUCUUGUUUAUUUUCUAUAUAUCUGCGAUAUUGAUAGACUGUAUUAUUUUUUUUUGUUAACAAUAUUUAAUGUUCAAAACCGAACUAUAGUAAAAAAAAAACUUUGAAGUCUAUUUAUUUAAUACCUCCUCCUUCCAUACCAUUAAGCUAUUUAAUGGUAUCCGGCUUUGUUAGUCAUAUUAGUUAUUAGCUUGACAAACUAUUUAAAUAACAUACCUACAUAUAUCAUAUUAUAUUAUAUGAAACAUUAAUAAACGUAGGUUUAUAAAAUUUUUUUAAAUUCUAAGUGUACUGAAAAAGUUAUUAGUUUUAUUAUGCAUAAUUAAAAAUACUUUGAUAUUUUCAUGUUAUACCUUCAAAGAUUUUAGCCUGGUGGUAUUCUAUUUAAAAAUAUUUUCCUCAGUUUUAAUAAUUUUUCUAAAAGUUGCUUUAAAAAAAAAAAAAAAAAAAAAAACACUUUUUGGUAUGGAUAAUGUUCCAAUUUACCUCCUAUUUACACAGUAUCUAAAAUAUGCAUAAUUGUUUUCCUUUAGUACUUUAUUUGAAACAUUUAUUGAAAUUAUUUAUAACAAUUAUUAUUCACCCUUUGGUCUUUUUUUUCUCGGAAAACACUUUCGGAUAGUAAGAAGGCUCCAAAUUAUUAUUAUAAAUGAUUUUCACCCAAUAGUACUUUUUUCGAAAAAAAUGUAUUUAUACACAUCAAUUUUUCUAGAUUAUUUAAAAAAUUAACUAUAAACUUCGAUAAAUCGAUUUUAUUUUUGUAAAUUUUUGAGUUAUCUUGGGCUGUGGGACAAAAAGUACGACUAAUAAUACUUCGUCCCUUAGAAUUGUUUUUUUUUCGUUUGUAAUGAUUUAUCGUUGCCUGUGGUAUCUAAACUAAAUUGGUUUCAAUUGUGUAUAGUCUGUUCCAAUUAUUUAAUUACUAACUGUUUUAUAUAAUGUUUAAUGGAUCUUGGUUUUUGGUUCUGAUACAAGAAAUUAUAUACAUAUCUAACUUGGAAAAUAUUUAUGUUUAUAUUUAUAUUUAUAAAUAUUAUCGGUAGUACCUAUGUAUAAUACUAUGUAAUAAUAGUUACUAUGCCUGAACGUCAAUGACUCGAUAAGGGUUUAUAAUUGAAAUGGAUGAAAUAUAAUAGUAUAUGCAAAGUAACCGAAUGAUGAAUAUACCGUAGAGUAUAGUGUACACACUAUACAUAAUUAUAUACGAGACGAAAUAAUUCGAGCACCGCCCUUUUGAAUAACCCUUAAUCGUUUACCGAUAGUAUCUAUAUUUAAAAUACGAUUGAUGGACGGCGGUUCAUGAAUUAAAAAAAAAAAACCAAAAAAAUAUAACUUAAUGACCUAAAUCAUAAAAUAAGUACCCACGCGGGAAUAAUAUUAUUAAGUUUAAAGUUUAAACACUCGUGUCCAUAAACAUCGAUUCGUAUAAUAAUGCCAUUUUAAUCAUUUUGCUGCAGCAUAGGUACGAUAAAACCAUAAUAUUCUCACGUCGAAAAAGCUUAUAGACAUAUGUAUAGGUACGUUUUAUGAAAAUUUAAUCGAUCGAUAUUACCACUCCCUCUUAAUAUUUUAAGAGGGAGUAUACUACAAUAUUGCUAUAUUGUAGUUUAAUGUGAUGUUAACGACCUGGAGCUAUAUAUACUAUAUAGAAGUAUCGCUGUUCGACGCGGUAACGGGAACAAUUGAGAAUAUCUUCUUGAUUAUAGCUUUUCGUUUUUGUUUUUGGUUUUUUUUUUUUUUUUAAUAAAACACCUCGGCGUUUCUUCAAUAAUGGGAUUUUUUUUUAAAUACUGUUCCAAGAGCGUGUCGCACCGAUUUCCUUAGGAUAUUGCGCGAUGACAGUUCAAUGAUGUGGAGUUACCUGCAUCAUAUUAGGUAUAUAUAUAGCUAUAAUGGUGUUCUCGAUAAUCGCGCAUGCAUAACCGACCGACGACUAGAUGAGGUGUGAUGAACGAACUACGAAAGGACUCUGCUAGAUAAAAAAUAAUAUAUAUAGUUAACAAUUGAAAAAAAAUCCGAUGGGUUUUUUAAUACGUCUUACUUUUUUUUUUCGCGCUUUAUGCUUUGUGAACAAUGCGCCACCGCCAAUCCACACGAUGAGUUGCCGAAAAUAAGAGUAUACUGUAUCUAAAAGGAAUUGUACCUACGUAGUACGUAUACCAUAUAUACGUGCGUAUAUUAUAGUGGGUAAAUUCUACACAUAUAAUAUGAAUAAAAGCAAAAACAACAGUUCUAAAAAUACAGCGAAAAAAUAAGCCUCGUAACUCGUAUACAUGAAUAUAUAUAUAUAUAUAUAAUUUAUAAGAAUAAUACGCGUAAUGAAGGAGAAAGCGUGAAAAUCAAAGCAUGACGAUAGUUGACACAAUUGUUAAAAUAAACCUAUUAAUAUUUAAAUUUAUACAUAAUUUAUAAACUCGACUAUUAUCAAUCGAUAGUAAAUAAAAAAAGAAAAAGAACCUAGUGAUUUGAAACGUUUCCUUUAAUUAAUUUAUUAUGUAGUUUAUGGGAAACAAAACAAAUUAUUGACGUUUCCUAUAUUAGGUAAAUUGUAUGCGUUCAGAUUUCUAAUUUGUAUGCAGUAUAUAAAGAAAACUGUUCGAGAACCUACUUGUUUAAAACCGGAAACGAAAUAAGCGAUAAUAAUUAUCACAAGUAACUUUGAUAAUCGAUUUGAAAAAAAAAAUUAUAAUUUGAACUUUUCUUUUUUUAUGAGUUAAUGGGAAAUGUAUUCCGUGUAUACAUUAUUUUUAUUUUGUAAAAACAUUUUUCUUUUCUCUGCAACAAAAAACCAAUUAAUUACAUAUUCAAAAGCUUAUUUAUUAAUGAUGUUUCAUCAUUCUUAUUAAUAUUCGAUAACGGUAAAAAAUUCAAAUGUUUUAAUGGAGUUUUAAUUAUUAACAAAGUAAAAAAAACCAUUAUUUCGUCGAAAUAUUUUUCAACGGGUUUAUUUAUUAAUAUCCGGUAUUUAAUAUGUAUAAAAAAAAAAAACAAAAACAAAAACAAUUCUUUAUUUUACUCGAGACAUUUUAGUAAACAUGAAUCAUGAUAUCUAUACAUACAGUAUACAUUUAUACUUCAAGAAAAUAAUUACCUAGGUGUACUUUAAAAUGAUUAAAAAAAUGCUCAGAAUAAAUUUCCUAAUUUAAUUCCUUAUAUAAAAAUAUUAAAUAAAAUCGUUUAAAAUAUUCGGAUCGUGUGUACUGUAUUUUCUCUAAGACUGGUUAUUCGUUUUUAGUUACCAGCUUUUUUUUUUUUUUUUAAUUUUUAGGAAAUCUUUGGAAAUCUAGAGAAAAGUUUUGCAAUUAGUAUACCACCAGGUGGAAAAUCCAAAUAUUUUAAGUUACAUUCAUAAUACGGAUAAUACAGUGUGAAAGUUUUGGGCCAUUUAUAUGAACCGAAAAAGUGUUUUCUGAGAAAAAAAAAACUAUUUUUAGUAAAACUAAUACGCCUUUAAUAUAAAUAUUAUUGCAUUAUAAAUUAAUAAUAAGUACAAGUUCUAUUUAUAAACGUAUGCUGCGGGGUAUUCUGCAUACUCAGAUUUUAAAACCUACCAGCUUUACGGUUUUUAAUAAAAUUAUAGAUUAAACCAUUGAUUAUAAUCACAAAAUACAAUUUUAGAUUCUGAGUGGAGCAAGGAAUGUAUUUUUUUUACAAUGAUAUUUUUUUUUUUUUAUGUGUAAAAAACUUUUCUACCAGAAAUCUUGCAUCCGAUUUACAAUGAUAGCACUUUUUCUGAAAGGAAAUCUAACUGGGGAGGUAUUUGAGGAGGUUAUCUUUUGAUUUUCCCAGUAGUUUUCCCAAUAAAUGGGGAAAACCUGGGUAAAAUGGAAGAAGACGGGAAAAAACGUAGGAAAAACGAGAAAAUUGAUACAAUUUUAAACAAAUAUUAUUAAAGAAAAUGUUUAAUGCAUAAGUAUUUUACCAUAAUAUAACAUAUAAUAUAUUUUUGACAAAGUAUCAUCAACCGAACUCCACUCAGAAUCGGUUUUUCGUUAGCAUUGGUUAAUCGUUGCGUACAGAUAUACAUUACAUUUUCCCUCUACUGCCUUCUGGGACGUAGUCAAAGGGGGGGGGGGCGUGGGAUCCGGACCCCCCACCAAAGUGUUAUCGAUAACAUAUAUAUAUAUAUAUAUAUAUAUAUUAUGUGUAUAUAAACCCUUGUAUAAACAUAUAUAGUUUUUUUUAUUUAUACGAUAUUUAUAUUUAUUAUAAUACAAUAAUUAUUACUUUCUACUUACAUAUUUUACCUAUUGAAUAACAAAUAUUUAUAUAUAUAUAUACAAUAUACAUAUCAAAGUAUAUUCUGCACGUCAUUACAAAUUUGAUUUUUACUUAAUAAUAAUAAUGGUUAAAAUUACUUAUUAUUAUUUUUUUUAACUUGACCCCCCCUCCCCCGAAAUAAAAUUCUAGCUACGUCCCUGACUACCUUCCCAACUUCUCAACUAUAACAGUAGCCCACACACGUGGGAAGUACAUCCGUCUUUUUAUAAUCAAUGAUGUAUAAUCAAACGUAAUAUUGUACGUAUUAUAUGAUUUUUACUGGAUAGUCUGGAUUAGAUACGAGAAUGUACACAUAUUUGAUAAUAUUCACAUAGGUACCUAAAUAUCCAUGAAAAUUGAAAUUACAGCACAUCCAUACAAAACUUAAACUGUAAUGAUAUUUUUUUCUAAUUCUUUUUACAUCACUAAUCCGUUAUAUAAUAUUAUAAUAUUAUUACACAGAUCGCGUUAUGCAAGCGGUAACGGCGCGGGUGGAGGAACGGAUCAGGAUGACUCUGGUGCGAACAAUUCACAAGCACCUUUGGGAUGCGGAACUACGUUGGAAUACGUGUUACUGAUAACGACUUGUACGAUCUUGUUAUUGUCGGUAACCGGGACUACUAUUUACUGGACAAUGGUCUACCGGGGUGGAUACGACUGCGCCUGGUUUCCUUGGCCGCCACAAACGCCGAAGCAACUCUUAUCCGUGGGAAUAUUUACUUACAAGCAUCAUUCCCAAAACAGCCAAAACUUUUCCGACACCAACGUCGACUUUGGAGCCGGAAACAGCUUCGGCGAAAGCUUCGACGGCAAUUACAGCACAACUUCGACUAUAGCAACGUCAACCCCGGAACAACUCUCCACACAAUAUACCAAUAAAUCGUCUAAGAUCGAUUUAACCGACGAACAGCGGUUCAACCUGCACCCAACCUUAAUGACGUUUGGCUUUAUCACUUUUACCGGAUUUUGUAAGUAAAAAAAAUCUGAAUACAUACAAAUUUACCGAAUUCUUAAUGUCAUACCUAUAUAUAUAUAUAUAUAUAUAUAUAUAUAUAUAAUUGAAUCACCGAAUCGAUGUAAUCAGCUAUAUAUGUGUUAAUUAUAAUACGGCUAUACACGAUUUUUUUAUUUUCAUUUUUAUUUUUAAAAUUUGCAUAAAAUAUUAUCAUAUAUUAUAUUUCCCGUGUAUGCAGCCAUAUUGGUGUACAGAAUGGCAGCCGGAUGUUCGACUACUUGCAGGGGCACUUAUGUAAAACUAACACACAGUCUAUUGCACUUGGCCACGGUACCAUGCGUGUUGUUUGGAUCAGUAGCCAGCAUGGAGUACCAUCGUUCGAAAGGCAUACCGCAUUUGUAUUCGCUGCACAGCUGGAUGGGAGUGUUGACGGUUUCGCUUUUUAUCAUACAAGUAAUUGCGUACUGAAAUUAUUUUUCAUCUUUAUUUUCGAGUGGGGUCAGCCACUCUUAUUUUCGCCUUUCACGUUUCCCUAAACGCCGUCCGCCAUAUCACCUUCAUUAUACAUUAACUUCAUUAUCUCCCCUAUAAAUACCUCUACAGCCAUCAACUCUUUCUUUGGCAUAACUCUUCCCCCUACAUCUAUCCAAACUUAAUACAAAUGCCGUUUAUUAUUAAAACAUGAAUUUGUUUUUUCUUGCUCGUUUUACCAGUUUACUCUUGGGAUAUUCACGUUCGUUGUGCUCUUGUGUUGUCGCGGUGCUACAGCCGCGUGCCGUUUACGAUGUUUUGCCCCCAUACACGCAACCCUGGGACUGUGCACAUUCACGUUGGCCAUAGCCACUUGUCUUACUGGACUUCAACAACGCGCCGAUUUCAUGAUAUUCAAUAAUAACGGGUUCGUAUAUCAUAUUCUUACUGUUUAUUAUAAGUGCAGCAUUGAGAUCUGAUAUUAUAUAGGUGUUAUUAUUAAUAUUAAUAUUACCCAAUAUAUUACUAUAUAGGUAUUGACAUAUAUGACAUGUGCGUAUUGUACAUUUUAACGAUUAUUGACUAUUACGAUGUAUUGUCGUAUACUAUAUGUUUACGUCUGUCGCGGCUAUGAAAAUUAUUAAAAAUGUUUUAUUAAUUACGGAAAAACUAAAACUAUAUUAGGCAGAAGCAGCAGCCAUCGUUGUCCAAUUCGUCGAGCGGACCGGCUAUUGGCCUGCAACGCGGCCCGAUUGACAACCUAGGUGAACAAGGUAUAGUAGUGAACGUUUUGGGAUUAUUGUUGAUGGCCACUUUGGUGUUUGUUACCGCCACGUUGUUGUUGGAGAGGAAAACCACGAAAAGAAAUUUGUCCGCCUCAAGAUAUUGCAAAAACGGCGGCCAAACGUUUCAGCUGGUCCCUUCGUCGGCAACGGCUGGAAUCGAUCAUGCAGCCGGUCGCAAUGGCCGAAUGUGAUUUACUGCAGACGGCGAAAUGGAGACGCACACAUGCACAUACAUACGCACAAAAUACCAUUUUUUCUUCACGAAGUACAAAUCAAAAAACUAUAAUAUUAUUAAUCCGAUAAUUGCACGAAACACCCUACAUACUUCAACUGCCGAAACGCAUAAACUGCAACUGCGGAAAAUGUGUUCAUUUACAGAUUACUAUUUGUUAUAAUAUACACAAAUAAAAUUCUACAUUUCUAUAAACAUUUUGAUAAUAACUCUGCACCUACUGGAUUUCGACGAAUUUUCCGGAACAAUCUUUUAUACGCAAUAUACAAAUAAUACCAUUAAAACAACAACGAGACGACAGGAAGAAAUUACCGCAAGUAUAUCAUUAUAAUUUAUAACAAACGAUUUCAACAACAAUUAAUGAAAUACGCUUUGAUCGUAAACUGCGCGGAUGCUUCGGCGUUGGUUAUAAUCCUUUCGGAAGUAGAUGGUUUCGGGUAAUUCUUACAAUCGUAAUGUGUAUGCAAUUAUACAAUGUACAAUAGUAUAACAAUUAUAUAUUAUUCAUCAUCAUCAAUAUUUAUAACGGUGACGGUAAUGUUAUAGCUAAGAAAAAAAGUACCUUGGACAUUUUGAUCCAGUGUGGACAUUUCAAAGAUCCGUUUCAAUAAAAAAAAAAACAUUAAUUUCUCUAACUGGAUCGAAAUGUCACGCGCAAACGGUACGUGCUUAUAAUGGUAUUGAUAAUACUUUUGGUAAAUUUCGAUAUUACACAUACAAAAAUUAUAAUCAUUUUACACUAACAUUAUACGCUUAUAUUACUAUAUAGGUAUCAUUUGCUAGUAUUAAUAUCAAUUCGAACACCGAAGAAAUAGUACAUAUUAUAUAAUAAUCACUUGAAACUCGAAAAUAAUUUAUGUUUUCAUGUGGCCGGUGGAUAAUUUGCACAUCACAUUUGUCACGUAAAAAAAGCACUACCUAUUUAAUACCGUGUGAACUAAAGUACUUAAACUUGUAUUAAUAAAUGUAUUAUACCUUUCUUUGAAAUUGUAAAGUUUUAAACGCACAACUAAAGUAUGUAGUGCAGUGGUUCCCAACCGAUGGUCCGUAUAUCGGUAUAAAAAUUGGUGUUCCUCGGUGCCAACAAUUUUUUCAUAAUAGUCAAUCAAUAGUAUCCAUUCCAGAAUUUAAGAACCUAUUAAAGUAAGCCCGCACGAAAAUUCUCUAUACGGCCCGUACUGUCAAAAAGGUAAGAAAACAUUAAUAUAAUGCUGAUUUCUAUAGUGUAAUAUAAAUUCAGAGGAUUAAAACCGGCAAUUCACUAUCUAUGUAACGUAAUGUAUGGCAAUUAUUUAGUCGUAUUAUUCUAUUUCCAACUUAUCUAAUUACAAACCUAUUAUAGUGAUGCUGAUGUUAUAAUAAUUUCGAAAGCGAAUUUGAAUAAAUUCAUUGUGUAGACGAUAUUUUGGAGACCGACUUUCUUAAUUAUUUCGUUGGACAGAAAGAAAAAAAUUAGAAAAAUUAAGGAAAUCGAUCAAAUUAUGGAAAUAUAGUUUCAAAAUGUUUAUUUAUUGCAUUACUAAGAAUAUACCUACGUAGAUAUAUUAAAAGUUGAAUAUUACUUCAUUUCUACGAUGCAGCUAGUGCAAAAUCACUAUUUUAAUCCUCUUAAAUUAAUUAUAACCUUAACUCUGCCAGUAAAUACAUAUUGAUUGAACGAUUUUUUCCGUUUUUUUUUUGUUUUUGUGAAAAUUUACAGUAACAACAUAUUUUAACAUAUUUUUAACAAAAACCUAAUAUGAAUCUUGAAAUGACUUUUAACUCAAAAAAUAAAAGUUCUAUUGAAAAAUGUCAACCUUCACGCCAAAAUAUAAAGAUUUAAAUAAAAAUGUAUAUAAUUAUUAUUAUUAUUCUGUAUUAUUUAUGAAGUUCAGAAAAAAAGCAAGGGGAAAAAGCAAUUAGUAAAAAAAGUAAUAUAUUUAUUUUAAAUGAUACAGAAUAGUUAGUACUAUAUAAUAUUAUAUAGUACCAUAUAAUAGGUACUUACACUAUAUUUCAAUACCAUCUACUAUAUUGUAUAUAUAAUGAUAAUAUUUUUAAUGUUUUCACAAAAAUAAUUAUCGGAGCAAGUUAUCGAAAACUGCAGUCCAUAAUCGAAAGUAACAAAAAUUACUACUAUUGAAAUGUAAGUACAAAAUAUAUAAGAAUCAACAAAAUCAAAAAACAUAUGGCUAUAGCAUAUAGUAGAAAAAAUAAAUUAUCUAAAUAUGUUUGUUUCAAAAUAAGAACAGUUGGAAAAAAGAAAUUUAGAUUUAUAGGAGUAUGAAUUAUAAUUUAUAAUCAUUUAUUUUUAAAAAUCAAUAGGUGCAUUAUAUUAUAAUUGGUAUAUUAUAAAAUAAGUCAUAUUAUGAAAUAGUAGUACAUUACAUCAUGCAUAGGUACAAUAAUAACAAUAGUAUUAAAUUCAAAAAAAAAAAAUUCUAAAUUUAAAAAAAAAAAUAAAUUAUAUACACACAUGAAUAUUAUAUAUGGAGUGUAAAAAAUAUGUAGGUAUCUAUACAAAAAUUUAUUUAUUUAAAACGUAUAUGAAAUGCUACAGUGUUUAAGAAAUUUUAAAUAUGAUUUUUAUCGAGAAUUGUUAUUAUCUACAACCGGCGUCCGGGCGUAUGCUACACGAGUACAUAAUAGCCAUAGUUUUAUUUUAAGUUGAUUUUUAUAUAUUUUUUACUUACACUACAAAGUAGUCAUUUUUGUUACAUUCGAUUUCGGUUAUGGACUGCAGAUUUGGAUAACUUGCUUCAAUAAUUAUGUUUAUGAAAACGUUUAUAAUAUUAUCAUGGAGUAUAUUAUAAUAAUAUAGUCAAUAGUAUUAAAAUAUUGUGUAGGUAAUAUGGUAUCAUAUAAAUGGUGUAUGGUACUAUAUAAUAUGUAGUACUAACCAAUAAUAUUACUUUUUAUAUUAUAAUGUGUAACAUAAAUACAUUCUUUUUUUACCACUUCAUUUUUUUCCACUUGUUUACUUGGAAAUGAUAGAAAUGAAGGAAAUGAUAAAUCAAACCAAUAUAAUAUUAUUUAUAUAAAAGGAGCUUGGGUAUUACACUACAAAAUAGUACAGUUAAAACCGUUUCGUGGAAAAAGUUUAAAUGUCUUGUAUUAAAAACAGGGACAUUUUUUGUAGGGCGCUAAAAUUUCCAGUUUUUUUAAUACUAUUUGAAUACAAAUUUAAUAAAAUUAUUGAAAAAAAAUCCGCCAGAAACAGAGUUCCAUUAUUUCAGUUAAAUUUCCCCCCAUUUUUUAUUUGUAUAGUUAAUUUAAAAUAGUUAUAGUUGUCAUAAUUUAUUAUUAGUUAUUACCUUUUAUUCUGUAAAACCCGUUAUUUCUUGUAAAAACAUGUAAUUUGAGUAUACAAAUAGUUGGGGAUGGGUUGAAAAUUUAAACCCUUAUAAAUACCACUUCUUGAUUAUGCAUAUACAAAAUUUCAUCUCCCUGACUUCGUUCUGGGGGGUAUUUAGGGUUACACAAAUCUAAAACACACUCUCCUUCCGCAACAACAAGGUGAAACUGCCAAUGUUUUACACCGUAAAAUAAAAGAUGCCCAAACUCAUGCUCCUUAAGGGGUAGAGACCCCGCUAUCUGUUUUCUCUGUUUGCUUCGCGGGUAAUAUAACAACGAAGCAUUCCAAACUUCCAGUACAUCUAAAAUUUAACAAACAGUAUUUACUAUACGUCUAUACCUGACCUAAUACUAUUUUUGAAUAAUAUUGUAUUUAUUAAUCAUUAAUCUACCGGAAAGUCACAGUUGUGGGGAAGUGUGGAAUGUAUCUUUGUUUUAUACAUUUUAUACUAUUACACACAAGACAGUGAAAACGAAUAUUGACUCAGAAGCACUGCAGAAGGCGUGAUACCCGCAUUCGCUGUCUCUGUGUUAUAAACGUAUACGACAUCGUAAAUUUACAUUCAACGAGGACAAGUUUCAACCUAACCUACAAGUUUCAACGUUUAAAUGAAUAUUGAUCUAUUAUCAAACUUAAAGAUAACAACAUAUUAUCUGUGCACCGUCGGCGCUGUUCUUUCGGUAUUUUAAUAAUUGUUACGAAAGAUACGAGUAUGUGAAAUAUUACAAUAAUUAAAUUAUACGCUAGUAACUCGCUUAAAAAAUAUAAUGUUGAACGAAUUAUGCCGACGUUGUACAGUUAAUGCUAGCGUCUUUAAUUUUUGUUAACGGAUCAAAUCAUUUCAAUAUUAAAACAAAUAGCAAAAAGUCGUCUCAACUCGUUUAAAGUCGAACGAGAAUGCGCAGCAUUGUCGUACGUUCGUAAUAAGACGCGGAAGCAGUAUGCACGCAGGUAUCACGUAUCCCCUUGACGCGUUUGUGAAAUUUGUAUUUAUUAAAUUAUUGAUAUUUUACUUUCCGUUUAUGGGCAUCGUGCUUCACUUACGCCGCAGUAAAACCCCAUCUUGCAUAUGUAUCAACGCCACCGGUGCAUACGAGUAGCCUUCCAAAAUGAACGAAUUGCCUCCCAUCCUUAUCGUAAAUAAAAAUGUUAAUAUACACUAGUUGCUUCCGAAAAUUAGGUAGUUCAUAAAUAUAUCCGAGUCGUCUACCAAAAAUGUUUGUACAAGUUACCUCAUAUAUUGAAUAAAGCAAUGGUUCAUAAAUUAAACUAAAUUUAUAAUAUUUAUAAUUUUAUUAAAAAUAAUAAUAUAAUUGGUCAAUAAAAAAACAUGUACAAUGUACAUGAACAGUACUUGUUCAGAUAAUGUCUAUUAUUCUCAACUUAUUUUCGUUCAAUAUCAAUUUUAUAUAGGUACUUUUAAAACAGCUUUGCAUAUUUUCAUCAUAAAAUUCCCCCGUUCUUUAUUGUAGACUAAUGUUUUUUGAAAACUAAAUUUCAAACUAUUAAUUAUUUUAACACGUUUGCUCUAUUCACUGAUCAUUUAACGCAUUUCAAUUUUUUCCAGUUUAAAAACUUAUUAGACAUUUUUAUCAUUACUUAAUAACUAUUAAAAAUUCAAAUUCAAUCACUUAUAAUAACUAUUUGUAAAAAUAAAAUCAUACGACGAAUGUUGAAGCUCAGCUAACGACAGUAAUCAUUAUACAAAAGAUGUAAUAUUUGAAAUCAGUCGUACAAUCUUAUCAAUGCACAAAAGUCAUAUAUUACGACUUUGAAUGUAUAAACCAAAAUCCAAUGAAAGGUUAUUAUUAAGUAACAAACAAAAUAAUAUUACUUCAUGAUAAAAGAUUUAAACAAAUUUGUACAUUUAUGCAUACUGUUUGAAAAUGUUUGAAUUGUUUGCGAACCACUUAUACAUUCAUUAGGUACCUGCCUAUUGGGAGGCGACUAGAAACUACUCGUAUAUACCCGAGGGGCUGUUUGUAUUAAAAUUAUCGACCUUUUUAACCUCGGAAGGCGAUUAGUAUGCACCCAACGCCACUGAGAUACGCUUAUAUUAUAUCCUUUAUUUUUGCUUCCGGUGUUAUAAUAAUAAUAGUAAACGGUACCUAUAUAACGUAAAUAAUACUAUUAUAGACCGGUUUAUUGUAUUACGCGUGGGAAUGCACAAAAAAAAAUUAAUUUAAAAAAAAAUUAUAAUAUUAUUCCGUAAUGACGUUGUCGCAUGUCAUGUUACAGAAGUGCAAUCGAAUCCGAGACGAUCAAACAAAAAUUGCACGUAAACAAGGAACCGGUAGUCGUGAACAUUUUGGCCGUGUUGCUGGUGUUCGUGUUCAUCGUGGUGUCUUACACCGUGCGCCGAGAAUCCAUCAAACGAAAAUCCAACAACAAAUCCCCAUACACGGCCACCAUGAGCCCACUUCGAGUAAAAUCGUCGUCGUCCACCGGGAAAUUCGGAUCCGUCAAGCAAUCCUCAUUGCCACCGGUUUGAGAUGUCUGUACGCAAUAAUGUAUGAUGAUAUUAAACUUGAUUUCCGCUAUCAUACGAGAUAUCCAAUAAUAAUAUUAUAAUAUCAACAUAAAUUUACAAACACAAAAAUAAAAAAACAAAAACGAUAAAACUGCAAUUAUUAAGUAAUAAAAAGUACAACAAUAUUUCAUAUACCGUAAUUAGCUUUAUAAUGAUAUUACAUCUCACCGAAGUUCGUAUUAUUAUUAUUAUUUGUAUCGCAAUAAUUGGUCUAAAUUUGCAUAACCCACUCUUUCAUUGAAUUCAAUAUUAUUAAUUUACGUCGGCACACGAAUGCAUUUCAUUUAUUAAAUUCAACGGCCUCGAAAAUUGCGCAAUUAUUUGUUUUAAACGUAUACCUACCUAACAUAUUAUUAAUAAUAUAAUAUAAUUAUUAUCUCUGUGUUCCACAUUCCUAUUUGUCUUCCUUCUCGUUUUCUCGUUUAUUAUUAUUAAUAUUUUUUUUAUUUCAUUAAUGCGAUGUAUAUGACAGGUACCUAUUAUACAUUUAUGUACCUACUGAACAAACCUAUUAUUUCGGAUCGAAUAACCUUAUAAUAAAAUACAUUUCGAAUUCAAGUGCAUUUAACCUACGGAGCAGGUUGAAAAAAGAAACACGUAAAACGAUUCAAAAGCCAGACGAAAGUGUGAAACUAACCAUGAACGAAUUUGAAUUUUAAAAACAGAUUUAAUUUUUAUAUUCUCGUUUUAUAGGUUUUGAUCGAGGCGAUUUUUGAUAUUCGAAAAAUUGAAUGCUUACAGUUCCUAGUUUGGUACUCAAAUAAUGGAAAUUGUUGAGAAAUUCAUGAUUUUUUUUUUCUAACUAUCAAUAUAUUAAAGGUAAAGUGGAAUAUCGAUAAUCGCCUCAAUCGAAACCUAUAAGAGUAGAAGACAAAUUCAAAUAUGUUUUUCAAAAUUUAAAACAGCCAAUACUAAACCUAAUUGCAAUUUUGUUCGGCCUAUUGAUCUAAAUCGUUCAUAUUCAUUUGUGAAAACGGUCGUAUCCCAUUUCCCUUAAAAUGGGUGUAGAUUAGUGGAAAAGUCUCAUCAUUAAGUUGGUCAUUAGAAAGUAAACAUAAUAAUUUUAAAAGUAGAAAAAAUUCGGGAAACCUGCUCCGGGGUCCUUUUAUAUACAAUUUUAUUAUUUUGUAGACGACAUAGGUAAUACUCGAAUAUAUAUUCACAUUUUUUUCCAAUUACCUACAUAUACAAUUUCACCGUUAUUUCUACUUAGUAUAGAUUUAUAUAUGUUUAUACUAUUUUAUAAUAUAAUAUAUAUUAUAUACACACAUAAUAAUGAUAAUUUCAUUCACAUAAUUAAAAUAUAAUAUUAUUAUUUUCUUUUUAUAUGUGUGUGUGUGUGUAAUAUACGAGUAAAUUUGUGUGAAUGUGUGAAAGCAUUAGAUAUUAGAUUACUAAAUUGUAUGUAAGAUUUUUUUUAUAAAUGUUUAACAAUAUUUGAUUAAUAUUCAUACAUAGGGUUAAGUGAAUAAUAAUAAUAAUUUUAUUAUUAUUAUUAUUAUUGUACCUGUACACAUUAUGGCACACGUGCGUUUAUAUUCCAACUAAAAAGUGUCUUAUCAUAAUAUGUUAUGUGAGUACAUUAAACAAACAUUUCAUAACAUUAUAUUUGAUAAUAAGUGUGAAGGUUAGAGUAGAAUUAUAUAUACAAAUAAUUAUAAUAAUACUUCAAAAAAAAAAAAAUUUGACCAAAUUUUAAAACAAUCGCGAGUUUACACCGCAUUCCUUCAGUGUAAACAUAUUAUUAUUAAUCAUAUUAUAUUAUUAGAAUUUUUUUUUUUAAUUUACAAAACAAUAAAUAAAUAAUUUUUACAUUAAGAUAAGUUAUUAUAUACUAUUAUAAUCCAAUACAUUAUAUAUUAUCAAUUAUUAUAUAUAUACUAAUACUAUUUAUAACUAAAUCAAUAAGAUUAUUAUUAAUGGUUUUCGUAAUAUUUGAAUUUGAAUUAAUUUUUUUUUGUUUUUAAUUUACCUAGAUUUUUAACUAUUAAACGAUUAAUAUACAAACGAGUAGGAAGUGAGAAAAAAAAUUAUAGAUUAUUAAAUUUAUUAGAGAUUAUUAUUUUAUUAAAAAAUAAUAUAAAUAUUAUGCCUAUUAUACUAUUUGUUUUUGUUAUUGAUACAUUUUUUUUUAUUAUAAUUAUUAUUAUUACUAUUUAUAAUUAUUCUAAUUUAUUAUUAUGUAGUACAUUUUCUGGGGUGUUGUAUUAUUCAUUUUAUUAAUUAGCUUUAAAAAAAAUAAAAUAAUAGUUAUAUUUGAUUAGACAUUUUGCGUAAUUUAUGUACCACGUAAUUUAUUAUACUAAUAGUUAAUAUUAGUGCAGAUUUAUUAUUAUUAUUAUUAUUAUUAUUAUCUACCUAACAUAUUAUUAAAAUAUCUAUGCAUGUAUAUUUAUUAUUUAUAAUUGUAUACAUGCAUAUCUAUUACUAUUAACAUUAUAUUAUUAUGACUAGUUGUUUUACACUAAAAUAAAUGAUGAAUACAUUUUCAAAAA